Carya illinoinensis is the source of this 1241-nucleotide messenger RNA. RefSeq lists its product as uncharacterized. The coding region runs from base 140 to 1012 and encodes 290 amino acids. The transcript has a single exon. The record is from RefSeq and is a predicted model, not a curated record. Lineage: Eukaryota; Viridiplantae; Streptophyta; Magnoliopsida; Fagales; Juglandaceae.
GCCCAUCCCUCCACACUUUCCGCCAUUUCAACCAAACUCUCUCUCUCUCUCUCUCUCUCUCUCUCUUAAUCUCAAGUGCCGGAGCGUCUGCUAAACAGAGUUGUAUCAGAAGCGGAGAUAGUUAGCUAUCGAGCUCCAAAUGCAGGGGGGUUCAGUGGUCUCGCUCUCUCCCAGCUUCAACAGUUACUCGCCCGGAAAACUCGCUGAGAUCGCCGCCAGAGUCGUGGAGGAACUUCGCCAUGAAGCCGACUCCGACACUAAUAUAUUUCCCUGGGCUACAGAAAACCCACCUAUUUCAUCUCGAGUUAUCUCAAACGCUGAACCUCCUCAACGACAACAAGAAGAAGACAUGUCCAAUAACAACGGCGAGGACGAGGAUGGAUACGAGGACGAAGACGACGAUUUUGAGUUCGCGUUUGUUUGCAGAGAGCCAGAUUCGUCUCCUAUCUCAGCCGAUGAGAUUUUCUACAACGGCCAGAUCAGACCCAUCUACCCGAUCUUCGACCAGAGCCUACUCGUUAACGAUUCCCGUACAAGCACUGAUUCUUCAAACACCUCGAAGCUUCGUCGUCUUCCUCUGAGAAAGCUCAUGACAGAGGAGCGAGAACGAGAAGAAGCCCGCGAGCCAGCGUCUUGCUCAUCCUCCGAAGCCGACGAGCUCGACGGAAUCCCAGCCGGAAGCUACUGCGUGUGGGCCCCAACAAAACCACCAGCCGACGUUGCACCUUCUUCGCCCAGUAACUGCAAGAAGAGCAAUUCGACCGGCUCUUCCAAGAGAUGGAAGUUCCGGGACCUUCUUUACCGGAGUAACAGUGACGGGAAAGACACGUUCGUCUUCUUGACGCAGAGCAAGAAAACGGCUGUAAAGAAGACGGACGAGGCGUCGCCGGAAAGUGGGAAGAAGGGGAAUGCAUUGAAGGAAGGAGAUAAGAGGUCCUUGCCGUACCGGAAGGACUUGGUAGGGUUCUUCUCUAACGUCAAUGGACUGAGUAGGAGUUUGCAGCCUUUCUAAAAGAUCGAAACUUUGAAAGUAAUUUGAGUGAAAAAAAUGAGAGGUGGGUGGUUCAGUUUUGUGAAUCAAAAUCCAUCCUAGAAAACACGAAACAUAUAUACUAUAUAUGAUUUUUGAUGUUUUUCUUUAUUUUAAGUUUUGGUUUAGUUUUGUGUAAAUAUCUAUGUUGAAUUUGAGUGUUCUUGGUAUAAUGGUUAAUUUUAAUGGUGUUGAUCUUAUGUUUUAUGAA